UCCCUGUUUUGUUUGUCUCCGGCUAAUUUGUGCCUUUGAGAUUUCACCACCAUCAGACUUCUUCUUUAGGCGUUCCAUUCCAUGCCUGUUUAGACUGUAUGAGAAUGUGCUCAUGGACCAGGACCAGUGCAGGAGUACGACAUUAGUUUGCUGAAAGCCAGUGAAACUUCAUCCUGUCUGGGACUUCUCCUCUUUCCCUCCUGGCUGGCCUGGCCUCUCAGGCCUGGAUGAAUUAUUAAACAGACUCCACAGCCAAGCUCAGGCUCAGUGCUGCUGGGAGCUCUAUAGGCCUCUUUAAACCCUUGCUGAUUGAAGGGAUCGGAGUCACGGGGUCAUAGGUCAAACGACACUGCAAAGAGAAAAGAGGUAGAAGCAGUUUCUGCCGUUUAACUGCAGAUCAAAGCAAAACCUCUGCAACUCUCUGGCUCCCUUGACUCUCCUCUUCUCCAGACAGAAGUCAAACAACCACAAUUCUGUUUAUUCUUUACUGGACAUUAUUAUUAUAUUGAACCCAUUAAUACUUGAUCUACAGACUGAUUACCAUAUAAUGGCCGACUCCUAUAUUAAAAAAAUAAAAAAGGGAAUAGCACUUCAACAUAAAAUUAGACACUAAUGGCUUGGUGGGAUGAAUUCAGCAGGGCCAAAUAACAGAGGAGGGAAUACGGUGUCCCUAAAGCAUAGCAGGUAAUUGGAGAAAAGCACAGCUUCUCUGUCGAGCCGACCGACAGACUGACCUUCAGGCGAAAACUCGGAACCAAAAAGGCAUGAACUGACUGAUUUUUCAAGGCUUACGGUUAUCUCUGGGAUUUCAUUAUCACAGAGAACAUUUGCAUAACUGAAAUAUGCUGCACUGCACUCAACUACCAUCAACAUUGUUGGAUGCAGACGUUUGGGAGAAGCCAUUGUCUGCACCUGUCUGCUAGACUAUACGGAAGAGAGACUACAGUAGAGCGCAGGGAGAGAAAACAGAGGAGCAGAUGAUAAAGGUAUCUAUCAGGCUCCAUCCUGGUCCCAUAGCUCUGAGGGUUCAGUGACGGGCUGUCCUCUCAGGCUGCAGUGGAUUACAUGAGGGAACCUGUGAUCCACAAAUAAUACCUGUAAUCCAGUGAGAAGGAACUGUGAUCCGGAGAGAGGCCCAGUGAUCGAUCCACCAAGGGCUGCUGUGAUUCACUGAGGACUGAGAGCUUCAGAGAGAAGGAACUAUGACCCGGCACUGAGCGUACCAGUGGUCCAGGUUGUGUUCUGCCGUGCCGAGCGUGGCCGUCAGGCUGGGAGAAUCAGGAUGCCAGAGCUGGAGGACUUCCCCCCGAUGCGGGAUGACCAGCCGGCUGGUCCUGACCCGGACCAGAUCCAGCGCAGCAUACUGGACGAGCAGGUCGAGCUGUGGUGGUUCCGCGACCCGGCCAAGUCUCUGCUGUGCUACGCCGUCGCCGUCCUACUCAUCCUGGGCUGCGGCCUGGGAGGCAUACUCCUCCUCUCCACCACGACCAGCUUCUCUAGUGACUGGCGCAUGGGAGCGGGCAUGGCUCUGUGUCUCUUAGCCCUGGCCGUCCUCCUCAAACAGCUUCUGAGCUCCGCCGUGCAGGACAUGAACUGCGUCCGCAGCCGGAGGCGGAUCGAUAUCCUGAAGAGCGGAGGGCUGUCGGAUCUGCUAGUGGUUCUCAUCACAGGGCUGUGUCUGGUGGUCUGUGGGGCCGUACUGCUGAAGCUGGCACUAGGACACCACAUGCCCAAGCCCGGUGUAGCCCUUAAUGAUAUGUACAUCUCUGGGGUGGUGUUGUUAGCUGGAGGGGGGUCAGCGGUGGUGGGGGUGGGAGUGUACACGGGGGUGGUGUUCCUGUUGGAGAGGACGUGGCCAGGACAGAGGUUCAGGGAUAGGGCCAUGGGGGUGUUCACUAUCUCUGGACGACACAUGGACCAGGGUAGGAGGGAGACCACCUCUAGCUUGGCUAACCUCAUCUGACCUGACCACCAGAGACAUGGCAUGGGAUAGGUAGCCCGAAACAGCAGAUGACCGCAACACUCAUAUGGCCCAGAUCUUAUCCAUAUAUGGGCACUGGGGAGGGUUGGAAUUUAUUGGUCCACUCUGGCUUGAGAUAGGUGGGCUUAGUUGCUGGGCCCCAUUUGGUGUGAACGUGGGCCACAUCCACCUUGCUGUCUGGGAGGGACCAAUGGACAUCACAUAUGAAGAUGGAAUUUGAGCAAAGUGGCUGCCUUUGGAGCAACUAAGUAUCAAUUCAAUUUUGCAGGUCCAUGAAUUGCAAUAUGGGAUAGAGAGCUGUGUCUACACAACAUGUGCUAUUUUAAUGAUUCAAGCAUUGGCCAUCCUUGGAUAAUUACUUAUGAGAUGGAACCCCAGCAGAGCACUACUCUCUAUAAUGUGAAAUAAACAGAAUGACAGUGACACAGACACUGGUCCCGGACACAGAACAAAGAUUAAGAUUCAUAAUGUGUCUAAUCUAAUAGUAUCAUCCACUACAAAGCAGUUGGUGAAAAAGCUGCUGUAUGGAAUAAUCAUAUCAUAGAAUAAUGUAAACAGGUUACUCUAUGAAGUGAUUUCCUGAUAAAUGUCACAUUUUGUCACCUUUUUAUGUCACAGGUUUACAGCUGUGAUGGGUAGUCAAAGACCUUGCAACUCUACGAAGAAUCUGAAGAGAAUGCCAUUGUCGCCUGGUUGAAUGGUACAAUAUGGUUUAAUUGAACAAAGCAUCUGUGUGUUUGCGUGUGUGUCUGGCCCUCGCAACUCCUUAUCAGGCAGUACAUGUGAGCUGCCUGUCGCUCAGAGACAAUAGGGGUCACUGAGGCGGCCAUUGUUGUUGUACCGACGGCCGGCCAGGCCAAUGGACAAUGGGCAGGCUGUGGAUCGUAAGGGGUUGGCGUCGCCCAGUACGGCUUUCCCUUACCCCACCCUCUAACACACACACACACACACAGCAGCGGCGGCAGCGACUGUGGCUGUAAUCCCUCAUUGACAAGGGACUGUUCUCUGACCUGAAGUCUCUCUCUGUCUCUGCUGUGCAAUGCUAUGCAGAACAUGCUCUUUAGGUGGUGGUGCCAAGUAGGUUUGUGCAUUCAUGACAGAGAGUGUGAGAGAUGACCACCAUGAAACAGUGAUGGGAGAGGAAGCGAGAAAGAGAAAACAGUACAAUAUAGUGACACGAGAGAAACCGGACGAGAAAGAGAGACCGAGCUAAACCCUCAGGUGCAGUCCACCUUUUAGGCCAUAGGGGGUUCAUACUCACAAACGUGUACUUAAACUGGCAGUUUAGACCUUAGGUUUAAAAUGUCUAUCUGCUAGCUUUUCUCAUAGGCAAACCUGGCACAAUUGGCCAUCUGGCUACCAUGAGUCAUUUGUAUAGUGAACAAAAAUAUAAAACGCAACAUGUAAAGUGAAAUAAAAAUAAAAGAUGACCCCAAGUUUUCCAUACACAUAGAAAGCUUAUUUCUCUCAAAGUUUGUGCACAAAUUUGUUUACAUCCCUGUUAGUGACCAUUUCUCCAGGUGAGGCAUAUCAAGAAGCUGUUAAUUUAGCAUGAUAAUUACACAGGUGCACUUUUUGCUGGGGACAACAAAAGGCAACUCUAAAAUGUGCAGUUUUGUCACACAACACAAUGCCACGGAUGUCUCAAGUUUUGAGGGAGUGUGCAAUUGCCAUGCUGACUGUAGGAAUGUCCACCAGAGAAGUUGCCAGAUCAUUUAAUGUUCAUUUCUCUACCAUAAGCUGCCUUUAAUGUCGUUUUAGAGAAUAUGGCAGUAAGCCUAACUGGCCUUACAACCGCAGACCGUGUGUAACCACGCCAGCCCAGGACCUCCACAUCCAGCUUCUUCACCUGCGCGAUUGUCUGAGACCAGCCACCCGGGACAGCUGAUGGGUUUGCACAACCAAAUAAUUUCUGCACAAACUGUCAGAAAACGUCUCAGGGAAGCUCAUCUGCAUGCUCGUUGUCCUCACCAGGGUCUUGACCAAAUUGCAGUUCAGCGUCGUAACCGACGUCAGUGGACAAAUGUUCACCUUCGAUGGCUACUGGCACGCUGGAGAAGUGUGCUCUUCACGGAUGAAUCCCAGUUUCAACUGUACUGGACAGAUGUCAUACAGCGUGUACGGCGUCGUGUGGGCGAUUGGUUUGCCGAUGUCAGGAUUUUUUUCUCUCCCGGUGCUAAGGGGGGGGGGGGGCUUGACCAAUACGUGGGGGUGCUAAGAACAUUUUCAGGACUAUUUACAAGUGCAUUUAUUCCUGACAAUUGUGCAUUGGUAAUAAUGUUUCGGAUGAAAUGGCUAUCACAAGGUCAGAAAUGAAAUGACGAAUAUCAAAAGUGCAGCCACAACGAGAAGUGCAAUGCAUUUUGCCGAUGCCUGUUAACUGUGCACACACUUGUAAAACGAACUGCCUAUCAGCACAAUCUUAGUGAUUAUAUUUCUAUUGCAAACAAAAAUAACUUGUAGGCCGAUGACAUACAUGCGUCCGGCUGUGCAUUGGUUAUAAUGUUACCAAUUAAAUGAAAGGAAGAAUAUACACACUGCAGCCACAAUGAGAAGUGUGUUGACCCUAUGCCUGUCAACUUUGCCCACAUGGUGUAAAACGAGCUGGUUGUCAUCACAAUCUUAGCUAUUUCUAUUGCAAACAUACUUGUAGGCCGACUGGCCGACAAUAUGCAUGCAUCUUCUUGUUCCAUCCAGAUCCAGAUCAGCGCGGUUCCCACCACCGGACAGGCGCGCUCUGUCAAUGAAUAAAAGGUCUUUCAGUUACUCCCCAAGUGUUUGUUCUAUAGAAGGACGAUACGACGAUACGUUGUUGAGUCUAUAAUCUUCUGCACAUCCAGGGCCUUGGUUCUUUCUGCGUGUAUGGACAGGCAGGCAAGCUUGCUGAGUCAAGGGUUUGCCCAGUAUUUCAUUCUGUAUAUCAUGAUGCGUGUACUUAGCAUUUCUAGGAUUAUCUGAGAUUUUCUUUGUUGAAUUUGCCUCUGACCUGUGAAAGAUCAAAGAAGUUUCCCUCUCUGUGAAAGUCCCUGGUAUGCAGUAAAACGCAAUGACUCCACAACUGCUCUCAUAUAUUCUCUGUUCUCUGACUAUUUUCGAACGGCCAUCACUUAGAGCAUGGCAUAUUGUUGAGCCAGACUCUUUCUGAAUAGUCCACUCAUUCCCAUGCUGUCAUUCCAUAUUUAUGCUCCAAACUAGCAUUGUGUGUCUUGAACAAACUUGUGGCCUUCUUCCAGUUCUGGUAGCCAUCGUGGGUAAAUGCUGUCUUCUCUCCACCAUAGUUUCCUGGAUGUUUAAAAUGGCGGCAUGCAAAGCAGAAAGAGAAUAUUCCAGCCAUUUGUAAUCCUCACACCAUCUACGAUUUGAAGUAGCGAUCCUGCUGUCCAACUUUUGUGGCUGGAUAAUGCCGAAGAAGAGGGCACCUUGGUUCUUCAACAGGUGGAGGGAGCGGUGGCUGUGCUAACAGUGCAGCUAACGGUGGCAUUGGAGCAGCUAGCAGUGACAAACUGCUCUGGUGCUCCCUCACGUCGUGGCUCACAAUUUUUUUCUCUUUUCUUAUCCCCCUCUUCUUCAGCCCCCUCAGACAGGGUCUGGAUUUUCAUUUUCUAUCCGCACUCUUCUCUUGAUCAGAAAACAGUCCAUCGCAACAGGGCGAGAUGGGUGACUAGCUAGCUAGCUAGAAGUUAGCACACACCAGACACACGUCAUAGGGGACACGAGCACACACCCAGGGAUCGGAUUGGAACAGAAUCUCUGGUUAUUAACUUUGACAUAUUUCUUUAUUUAAAAAAAUGUAAUAAAUACUAAUGCUUUUGAGGGAGCUUAACUGGGACUAUGCAGAUUUGUGAUGUAGCUAUAACCUCCCCUAGCCCCGGUGUAGCUCCGUGCUUGGUCAACAUCGUGAACGGAGUUUCUCUUGGUGGGGUUAUGGUAUGGGCAAACAUAAACUACGGACAAUGAAUACAAUUGCAUUUUAUCGAUGGCAAUUUGAGUGCACAGAGAUACCGCGACGAGAUCCUGAGGUUCAUUGUCGUGCCAUUCAUAUGCCGCCAUCACCUCAUAUUUCAGCAUUAUAAUGCACUGCCCCAUGUUGCAAGGAUCUGUACACAAUUCCUGGAAGCUGAAAAUGUCCCAGUUUUUCCAUGGCCUGCAUACUCACCAGAUAAGUGAGCAUGUUUGGGAUGCUCUGGAUCGAUCUAUACGACAGAGUGUUCUCACCAAUAUCCAGCAAAUUCACACAGCCAUUGAAGAGGAGUGGGACGACAUUCCACAGGCCACAAUCAACAGCCUGAUCAACUCUAUGCGAAGGAGAUGUGUUGUGCUGCAUGAGGCAAAUGGUGGUCACACCAGAUACUGACUGGUCUUCUGAUCCAUGCCCCUACUUUUUUUAAAGGUACAGUAUCUGUGACCAACAGAUGCAUAUCUGUAUUCCCAGUAAUGUGAAAUCCAUAAAUUAGGGCCUAAUGAAUUUAUUUGAAUUGACUGAUUCCCUUAUGAACUGAAACUUUGAAAUUGUUGCAUGUUGCAUUUAUAUUUUUGUUCAGUGUUUGUUCGGUAACAAAAUAAAUAAUCUAAAAAUGGUAGAGACACGAUCCAAUUGCAUUUCUUAUUAAACUAGGUCAACUUGGCCACGUU
Oncorhynchus kisutch (coho salmon) is the source of this 6613-nucleotide messenger RNA. RefSeq names its product transmembrane protein 125-like. Bases 1283 to 1963 code for a protein of 226 amino acids. NCBI's taxonomy places the organism in Eukaryota, Metazoa, Chordata, Actinopteri, Salmoniformes, Salmonidae. The record is from RefSeq and is a predicted model, not a curated record. The transcript has 2 exons.